Messenger RNA from Colletotrichum higginsianum IMI 349063, 2220 nucleotides. Its product is annotated as Transketolase. The transcript is spliced from 3 exons. Lineage: Eukaryota; Fungi; Ascomycota; Sordariomycetes; Glomerellales; Glomerellaceae. Gene Ontology annotation, biological process: pentose-phosphate shunt. The coding region runs from base 1 to 2220 and encodes 739 amino acids. Gene Ontology annotation, molecular function: transketolase activity. The record is from RefSeq and is a predicted model, not a curated record. Gene Ontology annotation, cellular component: cytosol.
AUGGCACCCAGUGCUGUCCCCGAGCCCGUGCCGCAAGAGGGCAUCGUGGCCGCCAAAGGCAUCAACGGCUCCAACAACAGCACGGCGGCGGCCGGCCAGUUCACCCUCACAGACGCCGAGAAGAAGCAGGUCGACCUCGUCCUCCGCACGUUCCGCUGCCUCAUCGCCGACCUGUGCGAGCAGUACAAGGGCGGCCACCCGGGCGGCGCCAUGGGCAUGGCGGCCAUCGGCACGUCGCUCUGGAAGUACGCCAUGCGGUACUCGCCCCGGAACCCGGACUACUUCAACCGGGACCGCUUCGUGCUGUCCAACGGCCACACGUGCCUGUUCCAGUACGCCUUCCUGCACCUGACGGGCUACCGCAACAUGACCAUGGACCAGCUCAAGUCGUACCACUCGAGCCGCACCGACUCCAUCUGCCCCGGCCACCCGGAGAUCGAGCACGAGGGCAUCGAGGUGACGACGGGCCCGCUGGGCCAGGGCAUCGCCAACGCCGUCGGCCUCGCCGUCGCCACCAAGCACCUCGCCGCCACCUACAACCGGCCCGGCUUCCCCGUCGUCGACAACACGACGUGGUGCAUGAUCGGGGACGCCUGCCUGCAGGAGGGCGUGGCCAUGGAGGCCAUCCAGCUCGCCGGCCACUGGCGCCUCGGCAACCUCGUCGUCAUGUACGACAACAACCAGAUCACCUGCGACGGCAGCGUCGACCUCUGCAACACGGAGGACGUCAACGCCAAGAUGCGGGCCUGCGGCUGGCACGUCGUCGACAUCGAGGACGGCAACUGGGACGUCGAGGCCAUCGUGCGCGCCAUGGACGAGGCCCGCGCCGUCCGGGACCGGCCGACUUUCAUCAACAUCCACACCGUCAUCGGCAUCGGCAGCGCCGUCGCCGGCGACGCAAAGGCCCACGGCGCCGCCUACGGCGCCGCCGACGUCGCCAACAUCAAGAAGACCUUCGGCAUGGACCCGGAGCAGCACUUCGUCGUCGGCGACGAGGUCUACGACUACUUCCGCGGCGCCGUCUCGCGCGGCGAGCAGACGGAGGCCGAGUGGAACGCGCUGGUCGCCGCCUACGCCCGCGAGCACCCGGACCUGGCGGCCGAGUUCAAGAAGCGCGUCUCCGGGGACUGGGUCGACGACUGGCACAAGUUCAUCCCGGCCAAGGAGGACUUCCCGACGACUCCGACGCCGUCUCGCAAGUCGGCCGGUCUGGUCUGCAACCCCAUCGCGGCCGGCCUGAACAACCUCAUGGUCGGCACGGCGGACCUAUCGCCUUCGGUCAACAUGAUCUGGAAGGGCAAGGUUGACUUUCAGAAUCCCGACCUGAGAACAAGCUGCGGUAUCAACGGCGACUACUCCGGCCGGUACAUCCACUACGGCAUCCGCGAGCAUGCCAUGGCCGCCAUCUCCAACGGCCUGGCUGCCUUCAACAAGGGGACCAUCCUGCCCGUCACCUCGAGCUUCUUCAUGUUCUACAUCUACGCCGCCCCCGGAGUCCGCAUGGGAGCCCUCCAGCGCCUCCAGCAGAUCCACAUCGCGACGCACGACUCCAUCGGCACCGGCGAGGACGGCCCUACGCACCAGCCCAUCGCGCUGCCCGCCCUCUACCGCGCCAUGCCGAACCUGCUCUACGUCCGGCCCUGCGACAGCGAGGAGACGGCCGGCGCCUUCGUGCUGGCCAUGGAGGCCCGCGACACGCCGACCAUCAUCUCGCUCUCGCGCCAGGCUCUGGAGCAGUACCCGCAGCACACGUCGCGCGAGGGCGUGCUCCGCGGCGCCUACGUCUUCCGCGAGGAGGAGGAAGCCGACGUCACGCUCAUCGGCGUCGGCGCCGAGAUGGUCUUCGCCGUCCGGACGGCCGCCCUGCUCAAGGAGAAGCACGGCAUCCGCGCGCGCAUCGUCAGCUUCCCGUGCCAGCGCGUCUUCGAGCGGCAGCCGGUCGAGUACAAGCGCGAGGUGCUGCGGUACCGGUCGCGGGCGCCGCGCGUCGUCAUCGAGGCCUACGCCGUCAACGGGUGGGAGCGCUACGCCGACGCGGGCUUCUCCAUGGCCUCCUUCGGCCACUCGCUGCCCGGCCCGGACGCGUACAAGUACUUUGGCUUCGACGAGGAGGUCAUCGCGCCCGCCGUCGCCGCGCUGGUCGACGACGUCAGGGCCAACGGCGUCGAGAGCCUGAGGGGCGAGUUCCGCGACCUCAACCCUGUCAACCACCACCACUGA